AAACCUACAGUUUUAUCAUGCAUGGACUUGGUUAUAACAUCAUGCAAACUCACUUAUAAGUUAUAACUCAUAUGUAAAAUAUAAACCGCCCCAUCUGCUACAUGUUUAAAUCUUUUUUUUUUGUCAAACCUGCUACAUGUUUAAAUUUAACAUGUGUAAAAUUAGUUAGAAUAAGUCAUCUAUAUUACUAGGUAUAAAUCCUAUUAAAACAAUUAUAAACCAAAUAAUAAUAGUGUAUACAACUCCAAUUACAACAUGUAAGAACUAAGCUAAUAGCUAUUGUUUGCGUAAGCACAACAUCUUUAUAUAACAUUGCAUUGCACUUGCAUGUAACAAGGAAACUAAUGACUGAGGUUGAAAAGUUUUUUCACCAAAAAGAAGCUUACUUGUUGUAUAGUAUAGCUGCUUUAAACCACCUCCAUCGGUGGGUGUUCAGGGAGGUUCUAAAAAAAAAUGAAAAAAUAAAUAAAUCAAAAAGCAUUAAACACUGCAGAACCGGUGUUAAUUUAGGCAGUUGUAGAAGUGUUAAGCAUCCUUUACGUGGCGUGUCCUUAUUCGACCUAUCAUUAAUGUCUCUCUCCCCUCCUUCGUCGCAAAUUUUUUUUUCAUUUUCUCCUCUAAUCUCCAAGCCUCCAUCUUCUCCGACGAUUCUGAGGAGAUCCUUGAGGAUGGUCAGUGAGGAAUGGGACAUGCAUUCUCCUCCUUCUUCUCCUUCUUCUCUUCCACUCAAACGCCGAUGACGAAAGCCAAAAACGGCCUCCACAAUCCUUCCGCCGGAAAGAAGCUCGUCAUAUAGCUCAACAAAGUUGAUGAAGCAUCGGACACAUUCCUCGUAGUUAGCUUCAUCGGUGAAACUCGUAUCUUUGCCAUGAAUCGUGUGGAUGAACUGGAAGAAACAGAGAUCAAGGGCUUCUUGUCUGAAGUGCGGACGUUAUUUUGCCAUGAUGCUGUGCACAAUCAACUUGUACAGGUCACUUCAAGUUCCGUUAGGCUAGUCAGUUCCGAAACUAGGGAAUUGCUGAGUAACUGGGAUGCCCCAGAUGGGCUCAACCUUAACAUUGUGACUGCAAAUGCUAGACAGGUUCUUUUGGCAAGUAAAGAUAAUUUGUUUUACCUCGAAGUUGGAGAUGGGGAAUUGAAAGGAAUGAGGCGCACCCAGUUGGACAACCCGGCAUCGUGUCUUGACAUAAAUCCCAUUGGGGCUGAUCCUAGUUGUAGUGAGCUAGCAUUAGUGGGGAAGUGGACAGAUAAUAGCAUGGAGAUUCGUAAGCUGCCAGACGUGACUCUUGUUAUUAAGAGAAAAAUAGGAGAGAACGUCAAUCCCCGAUCUGUUCUUCUUUGUGCUUUUCAAGGGGUAUGUUCCGUAGAACCUUUUUACAUAGAAAUUAGUCUAUUAACAUAGCUGAAGACUGAUGAUAAGUGGUUAGGGCCUUUUUGUUACUAGUAUCUAGCAUGAAGCUUGUUGUGCCAUUGAAAAGAUCUUGAGAUUGUUGUGAUAAAAACCAUUUUCGUGUAUGGUUCUUCUAGACGAUGUAUGCUUAUCGUGUAUGGUUCUUUUUGAGAA
Molecule: messenger RNA, 1564 nt
Organism: Brassica oleracea var. oleracea
Lineage: Eukaryota; Viridiplantae; Streptophyta; Magnoliopsida; Brassicales; Brassicaceae
Product: DNA damage-binding protein 1b-like
Exons: 4
Coding region: 869-1402 (177 amino acids)
Cellular component (GO): nucleus
Molecular function (GO): protein binding
Source: RefSeq, a predicted model, not a curated record